UUUUUCUUUCUUUAACACUUUGCUUUUGCUUCAUGUACUGUCUUUACUUGACUUUUCCUUGUGUUUGGUACGAAACUCAGCUUCUCUCCUUCUUCUUCCCCAAUCUUUGCGUGUGGUCUAUCUUCCUCUAAUCUCUUCGUCUAAAUUCUCACUCUAUUAGCAUGAUGAUUGUCAAAAGAUCGUCAGAUUAUACCACAUGAUCAUGCUCUUCCUGAGAACUAACUGAUCAAUCAAAGCUUGUUUUGUGGUGUGAACCAAACCUCUUUAGUCUUGUUCACUUCUCAGUUUUAAACUCAUGGGGAUCUGUAAUGGUAAACCCAUCCAGCGAUCAAAAGAGAGCCGCAGCCAAGUUUCCGCAGAAACCGAUGAAACCAGCGAGGUGGGUCUGAACAAGAGCUUCGGGUUCUCGAGACACUUCUCCACACACUACGAGAUAGAUGGCCAGGUAGGUCGUGGAGACUUGGGGUACACUUGCUCUGCCAAGGGUAAAAAAGGCAGCCUGAAGGGUCAAGAAGUUGCUGUUAAAGUCAUUCAUAAAGCCAAGUUGACGAAUGCACUUAUGGUCGAGGAUGUUAGUAGAGAAGUUAAGAUAAUGAGGGCUUUGACUGGUCACAAGAACUUAGUCCAGUUCUAUGACGCGUUUGAAGAUGAUGAAAACGUUUAUAUUGUCAUGGAAUUAUGUAAAGGUGGUAAUCUCUUUGAGAAAAUAAUUGAAAGGGGUUGCAAAUACGCAGAAGAUGAUGCUAAACAUGUAAUGGUUCAGAUUCUUAGUGUUGUAGCUUACUGUCAUCUACAAGGUGUGGUUCACCGUGACCUCAAACCAGAGCACUUCCUGUUCAGUACUAAGGACGAGACUUCUCCUCUAAAAGCAGUUGGCGUUGGUUUCUCUGCUUAUGUCAAGCCAGACGAGAGGUUGAAUGAUAUUGUAGGGAGUUCUUUACACGUAGCUCCUGAAGUCUUGCACCGUGCAUACGGUACAGAGUCUGACAUGUGGAUGGUUGGAGUGAUGACUUACGUUCUUCUUUCUGGCAGUAGACCCUUUUGGGCCCCUACUGAGUACGAACUCUUUCGCGCUGUUCUUAAGACAGAACCUAGUUUUGAAGAAGCUCCUUGGCCUUCACUGUCACCUGAUGUUGUAGAUUUUGUGAAAAGAUUGCUACACAAAGACUACCGUAAGAGAUUAACUGCGGCUCAGGCUUUGUGUCAUCCAUGGCUAGUUGGCUCUCAUGAAGUGAAGAUACCAUGUGAUAUGAUCAUAUACAAGCUUGUGAAAGUGUACGUAAUGUCAACUUCACUGAGAAAGUCAGCUUUAGCGGCUCUUGCCAAGACAUUAACUAUACAGCAGCUAGCUCAUCUGAGGGAGCAGUUUACAUUGUUGGAGCCAAGCAAGGAUGGAUAUAUCUCCAUGCAGAAUUUCAAAACAGCAAUCUUAAAGAGCUCAACUAAUGCUAUGAAGGAUUCAGGAGUCUUAGAUUAUGUUCACAUGGUAAGAAAUAAGCUGUCUUCAAUACAAGAAGCUAGACUUUGAAGAGUUCUGAACUCAGACUCGGGUCAUCAUCAGUCCCUAUGCAUGCUGUACUUCAGGAUUGGAUAAGACAAUCAGAUGGAAAGCUUAGUUUCUUGGGUUUUGUCAGACUACUACACGGCGCGUCUUCUCAGACAUUACAGAAAGCUUAGGAGGAGCUUUGUUAUAGUUGUUAGAGCUAUCUUAGGUGGCUCACGCUUUGCGUGUGUGUGUUUGUGCAUAAGUAUUAACUCUUUAUUUUACAAGUAUUGAGCAAUACUAAACAGGAGAAAGAUGGUCAUUAAAAAAAAAGUUACAAAGAAAUACAAAAACAAACCUUUCACUAA
Brassica napus (rape) is the source of this 1851-nucleotide messenger RNA. Its product is annotated as CDPK-related kinase 1-like. Lineage: Eukaryota; Viridiplantae; Streptophyta; Magnoliopsida; Brassicales; Brassicaceae. The record is from RefSeq and is a predicted model, not a curated record. Gene Ontology annotation, molecular function: calcium-dependent protein serine/threonine kinase activity; calmodulin binding; ATP binding. Gene Ontology annotation, biological process: intracellular signal transduction; peptidyl-serine phosphorylation; protein autophosphorylation. The transcript is spliced from 11 exons. Gene Ontology annotation, cellular component: cytoplasm; nucleus. Bases 296 to 1528 code for a protein of 410 amino acids.